This is a messenger RNA of Cervus elaphus (red deer), 3577 nucleotides long. RefSeq names its product transmembrane protein 74 (gene TMEM74). The coding region runs from base 143 to 1060 and encodes 305 amino acids. The transcript has 2 exons. NCBI's taxonomy places the organism in Eukaryota, Metazoa, Chordata, Mammalia, Artiodactyla, Cervidae. The record is from RefSeq and is a predicted model, not a curated record.
AGAGGCUACAAGUGCUGCGGCUGGUGAGCGGGGUACUUUCCCGAGGAGCAGCUCAGGGACUAGCGCGCGGUGCUCUAGGCUCACUGGGUGGCCAAAGCAGGAGACUCUCUGGAAGCUGCUGGGGGAUGUCUCACUAGCCCGAAUGGAGCUCCACUACCUUGUUAAGAAGUGCAGCCAGGCAGCCCCGUGUGAUGCUGCUGACUGGAGUUCAAGAGGGCCUCCCGAGGACCAGGCAGAUGUAGCAGCCACCAGAGCUGCUCUCUGCUGCCAGAGAGGUUGUACCUUGAAGCCAAGAGCACUGGAGAUGGAAGCAUCUCAACUUAGCCCUUCCCCAGCAUCCCCUUCCCCCUCACUGAAAGACAGUGCUAUUCACACAGACUCGUUGCCACCAGGACCUCUCAACUCAGGGAACAACCAGAUAACAGCAGAACAGAAAGUCUGCAACUGCUGCAGCCAGGAAUUAGAAACCUCUUUUACCUACGUGGACGAGAAUGUCAACCUGGAGCAAAGGAACAGACACUCCCCUUCAGCAAAAGGGAGUGAUCACCUGGGAGACCUCGGCUGGGGAAAUCCAAAUGAGUGGUCCCACGAGUCUGCCAUCUCCUUGAUUUCCGAAGAUGAAGAUGAUACCAGCUCGGAAGCCACCUCUUCAGGGAAGUCAGUAGACUAUGGUUUCAUAAGCGCCAUCUUGUUCUUGGUCACUGGCAUCUUGCUGGUGAUCGUCUCAUACGUUGUCCCACGGGAUGUGACCGUGGAUCCCAACACUGUGGCGGCCCGGGAGAUGGAACGCCUGGAGAAGGAGAGCGCGAGGCUGGGGGCUCACCUGGACCGCUGUGUGAUUGCCGGACUCUGCCUGCUCACACUUGGGGGGGUCGUUCUGUCCUGCUUGCUGAUGAUGUCUAUGUGGAAGGGGGAGCUAUACCGUCGUGACAGGUUUGCCUCCUCCAAAGAGUCUGCGAAACUCUAUGGUUCCUUCAACUUCAGGAUGAAAACUGGCACUAAUGAAAACACCCUGGAACUGUCACUGGUGGAGGAAGAUGCUCUCGCUGUACAGAGUUAAUUCUGGUUGUGAACUUAAGAGUCUGCCUUGGUAUUUUAUAUGAACAAAACAAAGCAAAACACAUUCCUUAAAAUUACUAGUGCAGUUUAUUUGCCUGGCAAGAAAAGUUUGUUUCCCAAACCAACAGCCAGUGAGAGUUUUUGCUCUUGUAUUUUUUAUUUAGAAGAAAAGCCAUGUAAGACGCAUUAAGAAAUCACAGCCAGCUACACUGGUCCUUCUAAAGAGCUGAGACUAAUUAAUCUGUAAUGGCCACCUGUUUCUUCUAUUAAUACUUCUAUAGCAAAAUAUUUCUAACAAUUCAGUGUUCAAAUUAUUUCUUUUACACGAUACGGGAUAUUUUUCUUUAGACACUAGAAGGUAUAGAACCAAUUAGUAACUAUUUUGUGAAAAAGAAUGUAAGCACUAAUCACAUAAGGCUUACAUUUAAUUCUCAAAGGUGCUUAUCCAUUUUCUUACUCAACUUAUUCUUUCUGUAAUUUGGCUAAACAUUAAAAUAUGGGGUUUUGAAUUUGAAUAUUUUGAAGCUUGAAGACACUGACUAUUAAAAAAUGCAAAAACACAUAUGUUAUACUCAAAAUUAUUCCUGUACUCAGAAGUGGUAAUUAAGUCAUUAAAAUAAGCUUUCUAAUAAAAUUAUAUAAAUCAGCCAAUCUGAAUUUAACCCAGAAUGGUAGUGCCAGAUAUUAGCCAGUGUCACAUGCCCGUUUUCUAGAUAAGUAAAAUUAAUUGCUGAUAUAAACCUCAUUUUCUGUUUGUGAUUUAGCCAUCAUAUAUGUUACACAUGCUGAAGUCUUUCCUGGUUCUCACUCCAGAGAAGUAAGCGUAAGAUGUUUUUAUCCUAUUUCCAGAUACCUACACAUCUAGGCAGAUUGAGUCAUAAUCGGCUCAGGCACACUCCCAGGUUGUUGUUGUUUGGAGAAAACCUCCAAUACAAGUGCAGCUAGACUCAGGGGGACUGUGCCUAGAAACUGGUAUCACUUGUUCUAGGUCAAGUAACAAGUCUUUGCCCCAGGAUGGCAGCAGUCCUCAAGCUCACAGCCAAAAAAUAAAAAACUAAAAUGAGACGAGAGAGACUGAACACACUGAAUCCAUGGGAAAUGUACUUCUCACCCGAACUUACUUCCUGCUAACAAUCGUCUAAGGCAUCAUUCUGAGCACCUUAUAUCCAGGCUCUCAUACCUGUGAGAUCUUGCCUCAUAAAUUCAGACUUACUUUAUUAGAAGCACCAUAAGCAAAACAGUAACCAGUUUGCAAAACACACACCUAGAAUCCCUGCUAACUCAGUGUCUCUAUGGGUUAUGGUUUAAGAAGGGGAUGAAGAAUGCAGCCUCAGAAAUAUCUUGCAUUUUACAGCUCUUCAUCCAGGUGUUUUUAUCCUCCCAUUUCAAGAGUAGUUUUAGUUUCAGUUACUGUGUUACCAGGGUUGUUUGGGCCAUUCUUAAAGAGGACUAGAGCUGGGAAUCAGGGUGGAGAGCAGGGGAGGGGAAGUGAGAAAGUGAUUUCUUUGUAGAUUCUAAAGCCUGAUUCUAAUGUCUGAAGUUUUUGUUGUUAUUGAAGACUGUGGAGUAUGUGGGUGACUCUGGCUGGCAGAGUGUGUGAGUCAGGAUAUUUAUGUGAAUGAGCUCUUGUGGGUGUCAGGUUGAUUUGAUGAAUUGGGUACACUGUGUUGGUAAGGGUUAAAGUGAAAUGCAAAAGAGAAGAUCAGAGAAUAAUAAAAAUAGUGAGGACAGAUGUGUGAAAGAAUUAUUAGGUUAAAAUGGUAAAUUAUAUGGAUCUCAGAAGAAGCUAGAUGUAACUGGAUUACCUUAUCCUUUAUAAGAGACCAUUACUGAUUGGGAAUAAUUGGGAUAAUACAGACAUGAUUUCUGUUUCCUAUAGCUGGUUCUUUGUGCUUUUUGAAGAAACUUUGUUUUACCGUGACUCAUGUGUUGAGGCCAGCUUUUCCCAGCAGUAUAAAUUUCAUAUCCUGAAGGUUUAUAUAUAAUAUAAAUUGUCAGAUUCUAGCCUGCUUGAGGAUGUACAAUGCAUGAUGUUGAGGCAACAAGGGAAUGAUCUCUUUGGCUGAGUUAGUAGGUCUGAGCUGUGUGUUAUUUUUAAAAAAAUAUACUGUACAAAGUACAUGUUUAUUCAUAAACACUAAUUGGCAUCCUCUGAGCUUUGUUUUUAUUUAUUGAUGAAUCAAGAUUAGUCAAAUUAGUCAAAUUGCAGACUUAAAACAAUUAAUGAGUAGCCUGAAUUUCAGGUUGUGAAGGAAGACAAAUUUGAGAUUCAAACGUUAGAAAAUUUUUUCAGUUCUGUAAAGUUGGUGAUAAAGGAAAAAAGUCAAAGCUUUUCAUUUGGAAGUAUUUUAUGAUUUUUGUAGUGCUACCAAAUUAUACAUAGUUCCGAUGUGAUCUACAGGAUAUAUAUUCACACACACACACACACACACACACACAUGCUUAGUUGCUCAGUUGUGUCUGAGUCAUUGCAACCCCGUGGGCUGUAGCCUGCCAGGCUCCUCUGCCCAUGGGAUUU